This is a messenger RNA of Pongo pygmaeus (Bornean orangutan), 1985 nucleotides long. It is a transcript of the gene INO80C, whose product is annotated as INO80 complex subunit C. Gene Ontology annotation, biological process: chromatin remodeling. The coding region runs from base 175 to 738 and encodes 187 amino acids. Gene Ontology annotation, cellular component: Ino80 complex. NCBI's taxonomy places the organism in Eukaryota, Metazoa, Chordata, Mammalia, Primates, Hominidae. The transcript has 7 exons. The record is from RefSeq and is a predicted model, not a curated record.
CGACGGCACAGGCUACUCCGAGCUCCGCCUUUUAGAUUGCACCGAGAGAAGCCAGCUACAGCUUUGAGUCCAGGCCGGGUUUUCAAGCAUCAAGACGGAAGUAACAGCGGAAAGGAAGUUGCAGGGCCCGCGCUGGGAAAGAGGUGGGGGGACCAGGGGAAGACUCAGAGUGCGAUGGCGGCGCAAAUUCCAAUUGUGGCCACCACUUCCACUCCCGGAAUAGUCCGGAACAGCAAGAAGAGGCCGGCCAGCCCUUCCCACAAUGGCAGCAGCGGCGGGGGCUAUGGCGCCAGUAAGAAGAAAAAAGUGUCCGCUUCCAGCUUUGCGCAGACGUGCCUUUCGCCUUCCACCAUGAUUGUGAGGCCUCCCCAGCCACGUGGAACUACGUGCCUUUUGCCUUCCGCCAUGAUUGUGAGGCCUCCCCAGCCACGUGGAAAUGGUAUCAGCAUGGAAGCCAUGAGUGAGAAUAAAAUGGUGCCCUCUGAGUUUAGCACAGGACCUGUGGAAAAAGCUGCCAAACCUUUGCCAUUUAAGGAUCCCAACUUUGUGCACUCUGGCCACGGUGGCGCAGUAGCUGGCAAGAAGAACAGAACCUGGAAGAACCUGAAACAAAUCCUCGCUUCUGAAAGGGCAUUGCCGUGGCAACUGAACGAUCCUAACUACUUCAGUAUUGAUGCUCCUCCAUCCUUUAAGCCAGCUAAGAAGUAUUCUGAUGUUUCAGGUCUGCUUAAUCCGUAGAAGCCCGUGUGCUUUGAGGUAUAUAGUGAGUUAUUUCCUCCACUUCGCACGUGGGGAACAGAGACCAAGAGGGAAUUUUGAUAUGUCUGGGAAACAAGUUCUCUGUUCUGUGGUGGUCCCAAUUGUCUGUUUGUUUAUUCAUUAAUCAUUCAUUUUGUUAUACAAACCCUGACUGGAGGCCCUCUGUGUACUCUGCGUUGCACUAGGAGCCAGUCUACAAUGAUAAGCAAACUGUGGUUCCUGUCUCAUGGACCCUCAUAGCCUAGACCAUCAUAAAAGAGUCAUGCAGAUAAUGAACUUUAAAGCAACAGAGAUGUGCAUUCCACUGGAAUAUUUUUGCUGCUGUGAAAGUGGAGGGUGAGGUUCUGACCUCCUGUGGGAGUACAAAUAGGCUUCCCCAGAGGUGUAGCUUUGGGGCCGAGUCCUGAAGAAUGGACUGGUGAUUACUGAGCAAAAUGGGCCACAGUUGGGGUCCCCUGCCAAGGAAAGGACAGAUGGGGCAUGGUAAGAGGGAGGAACUUAGAGGCCGGGGACAGUUGGAAUCAGAGAGUGGGGACGUGUGGCUGAGGAGGAGGCUGAGGACAAAGGAAGGCCCAUAGCUGAGGAGCUGCACUGAGGACUUGGGCCUUUGUCCCAAGAGCAGAGGAGCCAUUUUGAGAGAUUUUAUGCCGAGGAAUGACAUGAUCAGAAUUGCACGUUGCAAAGAAGAUCCUGGCUGCAGUUCUAGGGGAAGGGUGGGUGUGAAUGGCCAGUGAUGCACUACAGAGUUGCUCAGGGAGGCGUGGAAGUGGCACAGGGGGUGUUGGAAGAGCUGGAAAGGAGCAUGCUGGAGGUAAGUGGAGCGCAGCAGGGAGGGGCACAUGCCCAGCAUGCUGGGCGUUGGCUCCUGCCUUGAGGAGCACAGACCUGGGACAUUUGUUGGAAGGAGGCAGGAGUCUAAAGGCAGGGAGGGAUGACCAUCAUGAAUUCAGUCUUGGACCUGUUGCAGCCCUUGAGGCACCAACAAGAAGGGUCCCAGAGUCUGAUGUGGUUAUUCCCCUUCCUCUCGUCCAUACCCUGAAGUGUUUCUAGAGUCUGGGAAGGUUAAUGAGCCUGUGCCACAGUGAGUGAUUUAGUGUUCUUGGUGGCAGAGUAAGACAUAAUGAAAAUAUAUAUCACUUUCAGUGAAACAGAAAAAAUUUUUAAACUUAUACUUGAACUUAAAAUAUCCCUACCAGCAAAAACUUUCUGCCCUUCCCUGUGCCUCU